GGCGGCACCCGCUGCCCCGUCGCGGCUCUGCCUGCGCCGCCUCGCCAUGGAGCAGGGGCCGGCGGGGGGGUCAAGCGCCGCUGCCGCCGCUGCUGCCGCUGCCGGCACCGGGGGUCUGCUCCUGCCCCUGAGCGAGACCGAGCAGCAGCGCUACUCCGAGCUCUUCUCGCGGUGCUGCCCGCCCCCCGAGGCGGCCGCCGGGGGCAGCAGCGUGGGCGAGCUGUUCCGGGCCUCCCAGCUGCCCCCCGACACUCUGCACCAGAUUACAGAAGUUUGUGGAGCCAAGCGUGUGGGUUAUUUUGGUCCUGCUCAAUUUUAUAUUGCUUUGAAGUUAAUUGCAGCAGCACAGUCAGGGUUCCCAGUACGGAUUGAGAGCCUUAAGAAUGAAUUGCCUCUGCCACGAUUUAUGGCGCUGAAAAAUGACACUGAAGUACGUUAUGGGACUCCAGCAGAACUCCAUGGAGUUAAAUUUCAGGUUCCACAUGCAACUUUGGAAAAAAAUUCCUACAAAAGAACAGAUGAAGGGGACAAACAGGAACCCAAGUCUCCUCCAAUGUCUCCAAUCUGCUCACCUCCUGCUUCUCCAUCUACUUACCAGAGAAUACCCCUAAGUUACGGAUAUGGUAAAGCAAGAAGUGGUCUGGAGCAGCAACAUGGAGUUCUUUAUGAAGUCAGGCACUCUACUCACCAGCAAGAUGGACCAUCAUCAGGGAAUUAUGGAGCCAAAUCUUCACUCACCUGUUCAACUCCUAAACGGUCUCUUUCAGUGGAGCGGGAGCAGCAGGAUGGCAGCACCCACUACUCAGAUGACCCUUGGAGGAUAACGGAGGAGCAGCGGGAUUACUACAUUAACCAGUUCAGGUCCCUGCAGCCCGACCUGAAUGCCUUUAUUUCAGGUUCUGUAGCAAAGAAUUUCUUCACAAAAUCAAAGCUGCCUAUCCCAGAACUUUCUCACAUCUGGGAGCUGAGCGAUGUGGAUUGUGACGGGGCACUGACACUCCCAGAGUUUUGUGCUGCUUUCCACCUUGUGGUUGCGAGGAAGAAUGGUUACCAGCUGCCUGAGACUCUGCCGGAGACGCUGCUGCCUGAGUACCUCCAAGCAGCUUCUUUGAAGCCCAUGCAUGACUGUGCCCUGUUUGAUUCUUAUUCUGAGCCAUUGCCAGGCAAUCAGCAGACUUGGGACUUCAGUCGGACAGAGAAGUCAUCAGCUGAAGAGAAGAUACCUGAUAACUCUGCCCUGUUACAAGAUGGAAAGAAAGAUGACAAACAAGCUCUUAAAGUAAGCACUACUCUCAAAACUAUACCAAAGGAAUUUCAGCACUUGACUGUGAAAACAGCUCCUCAGGAAUCUAAUGCACUUAAAGCCAGACCACGAUCCAGGUCUUAUUCUAGCACAUCAAUAGAAGAUGCCAUGAAAAAGGGAGAAGAGCCCCCUACUCCACCUCCAAGGCCACAGAAAUCGCAUUCCAGAGCUUCCUCUUUGGAUCUGAACAGAAUAUUUCAGCAAAACACACAAGCUGUGAGGUCCGGCUGGCUGCCCCCACCACCACCUGCACUGCCCCCUCGACCUUCUGUAUCUCAGACAGAGCAACCAUCUGAGGUUGAUUUACAUCCUCAGAUGAAUAGACCCCCAUCGCAGGCAGAAGAAAACAGUUCAGCAAAAAAGGAGGUUGUUCUUGCUCAGCCGCCCUCCAAACCUGCCCGCAGGAAGCUCCGGACGGAGGCACAAGGGCUGGAGACCCCUGAGCUUUCUCCCACUAUAAACGUGACUUCUUCCCAGCCAGCAGCCAAGGCUCAUCUCCCCGUUCAAAAACAGUCUUCCAAGCAGAAAAGGGCUAUUCAGACCGCCAUACGAAAAAACAAAGAAGCCAAUGCUGUGCUCGCCAGGUUGAACAGUGAGCUCCAGCAGCAACUGAAGGAAGUUCACAAGGAACGAAUUGCCUUGGAAACGCAGCUGGAGCAGCUACGUCCUGUCACCGUCCUGUGACUUCCGCACCGCUGUGCAGCAACAAGAGCAGAGCACGUGUCCGACAGCCUUGCAAGGAGAGGACCUGGGUGUGGCUGAGCAGGGUUUCUGCCAAGGCAGUGGGGAGGACCAGCCUUGUAAGGUCUCCCUUCACCCCACUAUAUGCGUUUGCCUUUGCAGGUGAGGAAGAGACAGAAAACAAAUACCUGACUGCCAGAUAUUUCUGAGUGGGAGAUGCUUCGCCUUCUUUCCUCCCUCUUUCCAGCCUAAUGUGUAAAAGCAGUUUAUCACUGAAAUGAAUAACCUAAGAGUAUUUUAUUUAUGUAAAGGAUUCCUGAUUUAUAUGCAUUUUGGCAGCACCUCCUGCCCUGCUCAUUAAGAGGUACAGCAUUCCUGAAUUCUUGCUUAAAUUGAAAACUCGUCCACUGAGAUGUGCUCCUGGAUGUUACUGAUUCCUGCAGGAUUGUGUCAUGGUAGAGUACCCAUGGGUUUAACAUACCAUAGAAAUAAAACUCACAAGAUGUCCAGAACCUUUAUCCUUAAUCACAUGUCAAAUAAUUAUUUUCCUAGUACUGUUCAUUAUGCAAUCAUGGAUGUAUUUUAAUGUUAGAGAACUUGUAUUUUAGAAGCUCAAGGCGUAUGAGAGAACAGUAAAAAAUACUAAAAUGUAGUUAUUUUGGAAAUUGAAAAAAAAUCUUGUUUUGAGCUAUAGUUGUUUCUUAUCACUUGCAUGCAACUGCCAGUGUCUCUGCAUUCUUUUGGCAUAUUUGAAAUCAUUGAUUUAUAGCUUUUUUUUUUUUUUUUUUUUUUUUUUUUUUUUUUUUUUUUUUUUUUUUUUUUUUUUUUUUUUUUUUUUUUUUUUUUAACCAACUAUAUUUCUAACAACAGGUUAAAAAUGCAUUCAGGGCAUUUUUAUAAAAGCAGUUCUGUGUGCAUUUGUAUUAGUCUGCUUUGUUGUCUUAAUAGCUGCUGAUAUUUUUAAGGAUGUGUACAAGAACUGUAUUUCCAAAAGAAGAAAGAUAGCAAAAGUGCUAUGUAUGGGGCUAUAAAAUGUGUGAUGGAAAUAAUUGCCUUUUACAGCAGGCUUUCGUUAAGGUUCCUUUGCACAUCAGUGGAGAUGCUACUGAUAGGAUAAAGCUGCUAAUGCCUAUCUAUUUUCUAAAUGAAGAAGCAAAGAUGAAUUUUUAACUUGUGUUUGAUCCAGGGCCAACUGAAUCCCGUGGGGAUUUUUCCGUGGAUGCAGUGGUCGGUGGCUUUGGUCUCAGUUCUUACAAUGGAAGCUGGCUAGCUAAUGUUGCUGUAUUUUUUCGGGCAGCACCCUUAGGUUGGGUGACUUCAGCCAUAAUAAUAUCAGCCCUGCUCACACCAUGGGUAUGAUGUGCUUCACUGCAAGGGAAUGUCACCUACCUGUUACCCACCUUAAACGUGACGCUGCACGUUUCAUGUCCUUUUGCUCACUGACCUAAUUUAAGUGUAUGUGUUUGCCUUGCAGAAACAGUGCAAAAAUUUUGUCACUGUUGUUAGUGUGAUGCUUUCUCCCUGUAGCUAUAGGAUGGCCCUGGGCCUGAGAGGAAGGAGAAGCAGGCUUGAAGCAGCUGGGUAGCCUGUCUUCAGGGCAUGUAGUUGAAUGGCUGCUGUGGCAUAUCAGAGGGCACCAGAGCAGCCAAAAGUUUUGUUGAGAGAUAAGAAAGGCAUCAGUGAGAAUGUUUAAACUGAUGAGGAAACAGUCUACUUUUGCUGGAAGGAAUAUGGAUGUGGAACAUGAACCCAGAAGUCUAAAGGUGAAAAUUGCCAUUUGCAAAAUUGUUACUGAAACUCUGUUUUUGUGAUACAUUAGUUUUGAUUCAAUUAAACAUCACUAUGUCAACAAGAAACAACUGUUUUCUCUGGA
Molecule: messenger RNA, 3857 nt
Organism: Empidonax traillii (willow flycatcher)
Lineage: Eukaryota; Metazoa; Chordata; Aves; Passeriformes; Tyrannidae
Gene: REPS2
Product: RALBP1 associated Eps domain containing 2
Exons: 18
Coding region: 47-1987 (646 amino acids)
Biological process (GO): endocytosis; endosomal transport
Cellular component (GO): plasma membrane; cytoplasm
Molecular function (GO): calcium ion binding; protein binding
Source: RefSeq, a predicted model, not a curated record